Messenger RNA from Protobothrops mucrosquamatus (brown spotted pit viper), 4509 nucleotides. It is a transcript of the gene PLXNC1, whose product is annotated as plexin C1. The record is from RefSeq and is a predicted model, not a curated record. The transcript has 32 exons. Gene Ontology annotation, cellular component: semaphorin receptor complex. Gene Ontology annotation, molecular function: protein binding; semaphorin receptor activity. The coding region runs from base 1 to 4509 and encodes 1502 amino acids. Gene Ontology annotation, biological process: negative regulation of cell adhesion; semaphorin-plexin signaling pathway involved in axon guidance; positive regulation of axonogenesis. NCBI's taxonomy places the organism in Eukaryota, Metazoa, Chordata, Lepidosauria, Squamata, Viperidae.
AUGAAGAAUCAGGAAGAACUUGAUACACCGGAAAAAUGGGUAGAAAAGUGGCAAGAUAAGUUUCAAUUUGCCCUUGAAUAUGCAAAGUUCUAUAUUUGGUUCCCGCGUGCCGUUGCUAACCUGGCCGUGAGCGGGGAGCGCUUCCUAGUAGCCAGCGGCAACUGCUGGUACGAAGUGGCGCCUUCGCUGGCGUGGAAGGAGGAGCGCUACUGCGAGCCGCAGGGCAGUUCCUGCGGGAAGCCGGUGGCCUCGGUCAACAAGCUGCUGCUGCCCUUCGGUCGCGACCGCUUGCUCACCUGUUGGACUCAGCCGCGAGGCGUCUGCUACGUCGAAAACCUCACCGAUGGGAGCUCCCCGGAGAAGUUGGGCGACGAAUUGGUGACCUACGCGCCUAAAGGCGCGGCGGCCGGGCUGUUGUUUUGCGACAAUUGCUCAGACUGGUCCUUGGUCGUGGCCACGACCCACAAGCUAAACAAGUGCUUCGAUGAUCCCUCGGCCAGCCUCGCCAACAAGGCGGUCUUCCUCAUCAAAGUACGCGAGAAAAGAGUGGACGAAAACAGCCAGGUGUCCAUGAAGGAGGUGUACAACCUGCACUUCGAGGAUGCCUUUCGCUGGCAGAAGCACUUCUUUUUCCCUUAUUGGCAUAACAAUGGAAACACGGAGGCCAAGAUGCUCAUCGCCCGCUAUAAGGAAAACGCCUUCCAGCACAAUAGCCAGCUCCUGCGAUGUGGCGCCGGCAGCGAGACCAAAGUUCUUUCCUCGGCGUACCUGGAGCAACGCGGGCUCUGGGCCGGGAUUUUCGGCUCAGCCUCAGGUCCCGCCACGCCGACUUCCACGAGCCUUUGCAUCUUUGCUCUCGAAGAGCUGCUGGAAAAUGCGAAAAGCUGCAGCUUCAGCGAGCCCUCCACUUCCGAGUUCCAUUCGGAAUCCGAACCUCCAGACACGUGUAUAAAAGUUAUAUGGCCAAUCAACAACUCAACUUCUCUGAGUCACUUUAAUUUGGUUUCAGUUUAUGCCACUGUGCUUCUAAAGAAGAUUGUUUUAUUUUUAGGGACAGGAAAUGGGCAGCUGUUGAAGAUUGUUCUUGAUGACAAAAUGAAGCCAAAUUGUCCAGACAUUUUAUAUGAAAUUAAGGAAGAAACACCCAUUUUCCAUAGGCUUGAACUUGACCCUACGGAUCAGAAUUACAUCUAUCUACCAUCUAAUAAUAUGAUCAGGAGAAUACAGGUUGCAAAUUGCAGCAAAUAUAUUUCCUGUAGAGAUUGUUUAUCUGCAAUGGACCCACACUGUGGAUGGUGCCAUACAAAGAAAAGCUGCACUUUAAAAGGAGAAUGUUCAUUUUCUAGUAACUCACCUAACUGGGUAAAUAUUUCAUACAGCAUAGAUAAGUGCCUGAAAAUCUACACUUCUCAACUCAAAAAUAGUAAGAUUCGUAUGAGAGUAGAUGUAAAUUCUUUUGGUCUUUCUGAAGCACAUUCCCGUUGCAAGAUGUUAAAUAUAAGGACCAAUGAAAUUCUUUGUGAUGUGAAUCAACGCCAUCUGAACUGUUCCUGUGAUAUAAAUUUUGAAGAUCGAUCAGAAAAAGUUCAAGUGUCAUUCAUUUCAGGAACUUGGAAGUUAUCAGAAAUAUUUGAAUUUGACAUCUGUUCCUUAUCAAAAACAUGCUCAGAAUGUAAUCAUACGCACUGUACCUGGAAUGCUAGAGAAAAAAAAUGUGUUAUCUCUACCAUGACUUGUGCCAAAAAAAUUGAUUGUAGUAGUGCUAUCAAUGCAUUAAACAAAAAAGAUCAUUCAGCAACAUCAAAGCCUAUCAAAAUUAUUUCCAUUGAACCGAACUACAUAUCAACAUUAGGUAAACCUGAAGUGCUAGUCAUAGGAGAAAACUUUACAAAAUCAAAUUUUUUGAUGGAGAUAACUGGAACAAGCAGCUGCCAACGAGAUGUGGGAUAUGUUACUAAAGUGUUAAACGACACACACAUGAAAUUCUGUUUACCACCAAGUCGUAAAGAAGUCAAGAGUGCAUGCAUAAAGGAAAACGGGUUUGAAUGUUCAGCCUCUCUUCCACUACGUUACGUCUCUUUUCCAUCAUGUUCUGAGAUCCUUCCAAAUAAUACUUGGAUGAGAGGAGGUCGCAAUGUGACUAUACAUGGGAAAUAUCUGAGUAUUGCAGAUGAAGUUAUUUUAAGUGACUUUCCACAAAACCUAAUGCAUUUUACUUGCUACAAAAAUAAUUUUGAAUGCAGUUUUACAACCCCAGCUGUUAAGGUGGAGAAAGGACCCAAGAUUAUUAACAUUAUUCUUAAAGUUAAAAAUAUUAAUAUAUCUUGCGUUGACUUUCAAUAUUAUCCUGAUCCUAAAUUUCUUCAUUAUGAACUCAUAACUGAUUUGGAACCUGACCUGGAAUUGAAAAUACAUAAAAAAAAAGACAACUUAAAUCUUUCUAGACAUGAACUUGAAGUUUUCUUAUCUGAUAACAAUCUGAUCAACAUAACAUUCAAUGUCCAAAAUAUUUCAAAAACAGCUACUCGUAACAUAAUACACUGUAGAGCUAGACAGGAAAAAAACCUUAUCAGCAAGAUUAACAAGUCAAGCAUGAAAGUUUAUGUCAAGGUGGGGAAUUUUGUGUAUGAAGUUCCUAAUGAAAACAAGAAUUAUUCAUUCUUCUACAUUCUUUUGUUAAUCCCAAUAGUAAUUGUGGUUGCAUUUUUUGUCACCCAGCGAAAGUCCAAACAAUUAAAUCGAAAAUUGAGUGAACAUCUGGAGCUAUUAGAAUGUGAACUUCGUAAAGAAAUACGGGAAGGGUUUGUUGAACUACAAGUUGAAAAAUUGGAUAUAAUUGAUAGUUUUGGAACAAUUCCAUUUCUUGACUACAAGCAUUUUGUUCAUAGAACUUUUUUCCCAGAGACUAUAGGUAUUUCAUCUAUAUUUAUUGAAGACUCUAAUGAACCACUAAGCAAAGACCAGGGUCUAUAUGCAUUAAUUUGUAACAAACAUUUUCUUGUUACUCUGAUUCACAUUCUUGAAAAACAGAAAACCUUUGAUCUGAAAGAUAGAUGCUUGUUUGCAUCGUUUUUGACAAUUGCACUACAGACCAAUCUAGUCUAUUUAACUAAUAUUCUAGAAGUUUUGACAAAAGAUUUGAUGGAGCAAUCUAGCAAUAUACAACCUAAGCUGAUGCUGAGGCGUACAGAAUCAGUAGUAGAAAAGCUGCUUACAAACUGGAUGUCAGUUUGCCUUUCUGGUUUUCUUCGGGAAACAGUUGGGGAACCAUUCUUUUUACUUGUAACAACUUUAAAUCAAAGGAUUAUCAAGGGUCCUGUGGAUGUAAUAACUUGCAAGGCCCUAUACACACUAAAUGAAGACUGGUUACUCUGGCAAGCCCCUGAAUUCAGCACAGUGGUAUUAAAUGUUGUCUUUGAAAAUAUCCAAGAAAAUGAGGCCAGUGGUGCUACUCAGAAUAUCCAAGUUAAAGUACUGGAUUGUGACACCAUUGGACAGGCCAAAGAGAAGAUCCUACAGGCCUUUCUGAACAAGAACGGAUCCCUAUAUGGUCUCCAGCUAGGAGAAAUGGGGCUGACUGUUGAGUCUGUUUCCCAAGAAAAAGAACUUCUGGAUGUAGAUGGUUCCUCAGUGAUUUUGGAAAAUGGGGUUACUAAGCUGAACACCAUAGGUCAUUAUGAGAUUUCAGAUGGAGCAAAAAUGAAAGUAUUUAAGAAGAAACAAGAUAUAUCAGCUGAUGGAGAAUAUUCUGAGGACUAUUGCCAUCUGAUAUUACCAGAUGCAGAAGCAGCCAAAGAAACACAGAGUGCAAAACAUAAAGGAAAACAAAAAUUUAAAGUCAAAGAAAUGUAUCUCACGAAACUUCUCUCUACUAAGGUUGCUAUCCACUCAACUGUUGAAAAGCUCUUUAGAAGCAUUUGGAAUUUGCCUAACAAUAAAGCCCCAGUUGCUAUUAAAUAUUUUUUUGAUUUUCUGGAUGCUCAAGCUGAAAAUAAAAAAAUUACAGAUCCUGAUGUGGUUCAUAUCUGGAAAACCAACAGUCUGCCUCUUCGAUUCUGGGUGAAUAUUCUGAAGAAUCCUCAAUUUGUCUUUGAUAUUAAAAAGACUCCACAUAUAGACGGCUGCCUGUCAGUCAUUGCACAAGCAUUUAUGGAUGCAUUUUCUCUGUCAGAGCAACAAUUGGGAAAGGAAGCACCAACAAAUAAACUUCUCUAUGCUAAGGAUAUACCACUUUAUAAAGAGGAAGUUAAAGCUUUCUAUAAAGCAAUAAGGGAUUUGCCUCCAUUGUCCAGAGCAGAGCUAGAAGAAUUUUUAAUUCUGGAAUCACAGAAACAUGAAAAUGAGUUUAAUGAGACCGAGGCCUUGAAUAAAAUUUAUCAAUAUAUAACAAGAUACUUUGAUAAGAUACUGAAUAAAUUAGAGACAGAACGAGGGUUUGAAGAAGCCCGACAGCAACUCUUAAAUAUAAAAGGUUUAAUGGAUGAGAAGAAAAAAUGCAAAUGGGUUUAG